UGAGGAUGGUCUAGACAGAUAACAUAUCUCUUUGCUAGGACAGAGGCAGUUGUGAUUAAUCUUUAACUUACAUGUCAAGUGACUCUCCACGCUAGUGUAUAAAAUGGAGAAAAUUCUGUUGAUCUGUCCGCAGCGAAGAGGACAUUAACGGGCGGUGAAGAUGCGCACUUUCUUUGCAAGUUGCACUAUUGCGGCAUUGCUGCUGGCUGCCUGCCUGGCAGACCACCACCACCAGUCUGGGGGGGACAUGAGCUGCCACAUGCUGUCCCCUCACAAUGCUGAUUUUGGCUUUGCCCUUUAUAAAACUCUGAAUGCCAAAGCAGAUGCCGGAAAGAACAUCUUCUUCUCCCCGCUGGGCAUUUCCUCCGCCCUGUCCCUGCUGUCCACGGGUGCCGCUGGUGAGACCCACAGCCAGAUCUUUGCCACCCUGGGCUACGGUGGUCAUGAGCAGGCUAAGAUUGACGAAGCAUACAAGCACCUUUUCCACACGCUCGAACACAACCAGGAGUCCCAUCAGCUGGAUAUCGGCAAUGCAGUCGCCGUGCACACGGGCUUCACUCCUGCUGCGUCGUUCAUGAAGGCUGCCAAGGAAUCGUACUCUUCAGAGGUCCUCAAAGUCGACUUCGGCAAACCUCAAGAGGCUGCGGCCGAGAUCAACACGUACAUUGCUGGCAAAACCAACAACAAGAUUAAAGACCAGGUGAAGGACUUGGAUGCUGACAUGGCGAUGAUGCUGAUUAACUACGUGUACUUCAGAGGACAUUGGGAGAGACCCUUCAACAGCUCGCUGACAGGGAAGGCCGACUUCCACGUAGACGAGAACACCAAAGUGGAGGUAGACAUGAUGAAGAGGAUGGGUCGCCAUGACUUUCAUUACGACCAUGAAAACGGCACCUCCGUCCUCAUGCUGCCAUACAAAGGCAACACCUCCAUGAUGAUCAUCCUGCCUGACGAAGGCAAGAUGAAAACAAUAGAAGAGCACAUCACCAAGGAAUCCAUCAAGCACUGGCAUGACUCUCUUCACAGACAAUCUGUGGACGUUUUCUUGCCCAAAUUUGCCAUUGCCACCGACGCUGCCCUGGACACCGCACUGAAAGAAAUGGGGAUAACUGCUGCAUUCGGAGACACCGCCGAUUUGUCCGGCAUAUCCCAGGAUCUGAAGCUUAAAGUAUCUAAGGCAUCCCAUCAGGCGGUCCUGAGCGUGGAUGAAACAGGGACAGAGGCUGCGGCCGUCACCACCUUGGAGGUCAUUCCCAUGAGCAUGCCCAUCAAGAUGACCAUGGACAGACCCUUCUUGGUCUUCAUCCUGGAGGAUUCCACCCAAAGCAUCCUCUUUAUGGGCAAGAUCAAUAACCCUGCAGCUCAUUAGAUGAAGACGUGUAGCAUGUUUUCAUCUUUUUUUUUUGUAUUUUGCUAUGAAUUCAAUACGUAAAGACAUUGGAUUCCAUAGAAUACAACUUACCAAAAGGUCACACUCAUCAGUUGUCCAAAAAACAUCAACGGUGCUGUCCAGCAAACUACGAGUGGUCAAUAAAGUCAUGGUUAUGUCCAUAACUGUUUGCGACUCAAUGAUCAAAUGAUGGUUUUCUUUCCCCUUGAUGAAAUAAAGACUCACUAUCAACAA
Dunckerocampus dactyliophorus (ringed pipefish) is the source of this 1624-nucleotide messenger RNA. Its product is annotated as alpha-1-antitrypsin homolog. Lineage: Eukaryota; Metazoa; Chordata; Actinopteri; Syngnathiformes; Syngnathidae. The record is from RefSeq and is a predicted model, not a curated record. Gene Ontology annotation, biological process: negative regulation of endopeptidase activity. The transcript has 5 exons. Bases 161 to 1369 code for a protein of 402 amino acids. Gene Ontology annotation, molecular function: serine-type endopeptidase inhibitor activity.